Mycotypha africana is the source of this 783-nucleotide messenger RNA. Its product is annotated as 18S rRNA biogenesis protein RCL1. Gene Ontology annotation, biological process: ribosome biogenesis; endonucleolytic cleavage of tricistronic rRNA transcript (SSU-rRNA, 5.8S rRNA, LSU-rRNA). The transcript is spliced from 4 exons. NCBI's taxonomy places the organism in Eukaryota, Fungi, Mucoromycota, Mucoromycetes, Mucorales, Mycotyphaceae. The record is from RefSeq and is a predicted model, not a curated record. Bases 1 to 783 code for a protein of 260 amino acids. Gene Ontology annotation, cellular component: nucleolus. Gene Ontology annotation, molecular function: RNA endonuclease activity.
AUGAUUGCACUUGCGCCUUUUUCCAAGAAGCCUUUCGUUUUGACAUUGGAAGGUAUUACAACAGACCAUAUUGAUCCAUCUGUUGAUAUUAUACGUACAGUCUUAUUACCACAAUUAAAACGAUUUGGCGUGGAUACGAAUUUGGAAUUGAAGAUUACAAAAAGAGGGGCCCCACCAUUAGGUGGUGGUGAAGUUACGUUUUCAUGUGUACCUAUUCGACAAUUGAAGCCAAUACAAUUUAUAGAUGAAGGACGUAUCAAGCGUAUACGUGGUAUUGCUUAUUGUACAAGAGUGUCACCACAAACAGCUAAUCGACUGGUCGAGUCGGCACGUUCACUACUGAAUCGAUAUAUACCAGAUAUUUAUAUAUAUACAGACGUUUAUAAAGGAGCAGAGAGUGGAAAAUCGCCGGGUUUUGCUUUAUCAUUAGUAGCAGAAUCUAAUACAGAAGUAUUAUUGUCAGCAGAAAAAGCAGCAGAACCAGGCCAGACACCGGAAGACGUUGGUAUUAUGGCAUCUAAAUUAUUGUUAAACGAAAUACGUAAAGGUGGAUGUAUUGAUACAACAAGUCAAUGGUUGAAUUUGUUAUUGAUGAUAUUAUCACCGGAAGAUGUUGGAAAGAUCAGAGUGGGCGAUUUGACCGCAUUUACCAUUCAAUUUCUGCGCGAUAUUAAAGCAUUUUUUGGUGUCUCAUUUAAAAUCGAACCUGACUCAUCCAACGAUACCAUUAUCAUGACAUGUAUGGGUAUUGGUUAUGUCAAUCACAACAAAAAGACGACUUAG